Bursaphelenchus xylophilus (pine wood nematode) is the source of this 2555-nucleotide messenger RNA. Lineage: Eukaryota; Metazoa; Nematoda; Chromadorea; Rhabditida; Aphelenchoididae. The record is from the annotation of a GenBank genome assembly.
AUGGGCAACGCUGAGUCAAGGCCGGAUUUUAAACAAGCUGUAAUCGAGCUUACUUCCAAAGACUCUACAGCUUCCUUGGCUUUCUGGGAUCAAUUUUGGGUAUCGGCCAACGCACAGACUCCUAAGGAUGUCUUUGCUUUGAUAACUCCGAAUCAGAUUGCGGAACUGAAGUCCCAGUCCCCGACUAACUUAGCUACUUUGAUUCAUCGGGCAGUUGAUUGUCUGCGGAAUGCUCGAGAUGCCUCCGUGCCCAGUACUGAUCAUAAAAAGGUACUUACACUUUUAUGCUACCUAAAUGUAGUUUUUUCAGACUUAUAAAUACUGGUUAUUUUAGGUGUUGAAUUGUGUUCGACUUCUAACUCGACUUGUUCCAUUUCUCUUCGAGGAUUCAGAAUGGAGAGAACUGUUUUGGUCUCCAUUACCCUCGGAGGACAUUCCAUUAGCCAGUGUUCUCCUCGGAAUUUUAUCCGAUCUAUUGUUUUGUCCAGAUUUUACCGUUUCUCCGUUCUCUAAUCGUCCUGUAAGUAGUGUGAAAAUGGUUUUAUUGUAUGUUUAGGACGGCCCCCAAACGUUGGAUGGGUUGGAUAGUUGCGAGUUUAUUUGGCAAGCUGGCGUUGGUUUUGCCAAUAAGACUACAAUAAAUUCCGUUCAUGACUCCAACAGGACUGAGAUUCUUCGACUACUUUUGGCUCUUUUUAGUGAAGUGAUUUACAUCCCUGUUACAGGUAUUUAUUCUGACUUUUAUUUUUUACUCUUGGCCCACUUGUUUUAAUUUCUUUAGAUGAAUCUCGAAUGCGAUGGGUUUCCCGGUUUUCAUCAGCUGAGAAUCGUCAUGUUCUUCCAUUGUUCACUUCUUUAUUGAACAUCGUAUGUUCUUAUGAUCCCGUUGGGUAUGGUCUUCCCUACAACUACUUACUGGUUGGUGACUCACGCGAACCCUUGGUACAAACAGCUCUCCAUGUUCUCAUUGUUUGUUUGGAUCGCGAUUCUCAACCAUCUAAUGACGAGACUGGAUAUGUGGAGAACUUUUUUGUCAAUUAUUUAUCAAGGUUACAUCGGGAAAACGAUUUUGAAUUUAUUCUGAAAGGAAUAAGCAGACUUCUGAACAAUCCACUGCAAUCAUCUUACCUUCCAAACUCGACGAAGAAGGUCGGAUUCCAUCAGGAGCUUCUUGUUUUAUUAUGGAAAUGUUGUGAAUAUAACCAGGUAAGGAACUGAAAUUUUUUCAUUGCAUUUUUUUAGAAAUUUAUGUUCUAUGUAUUGAAAACGAGUGAUGUCCUGGAGGUCCUUGUGCCGAUCUUGUAUCAUCUACACGAUUCCAGAUCCGAUCCUUGUAAGUUUUAAAGGUUAUUACAUUGAUUUUGUUUAGCUCGUGUGGGUCUGAUUCACAUGGGGGUCUUCCUGAUCUUAUUGUUAAGUGGAGAACGGAACUUUGGAGUUCGGUUAAACAAACCGUUUUCAUCCCGGGGCGUCAUAAACUUACCCAUGUUCACUGGAACUCAUGCAGACCUCCUAAUUAUUGUAAGUUAUACUUGUAAUUUAAAAUUAUUCUUUAGGUGUUUCAUAAAUUGAUUACGACUGGAAAUCAUAAACUUCAAUCCCUCUUUGAUUGUUUGUUGACCAUCAUAGUUAACAGUAAGUUUGUUCAACGAAAAAUAUAUUUUUCUAGUAUCCCCAUACUUGAAGACCUUAUCCAUGACGACUGCUAACAAGUUGGUCCAUCUCGUUGAGGCGUUUGGUACCCCAUGGUUCUUAUUUUCGUCGAAAACAAAUCAUCAUCUUAUCUUUUUCUUACUCGAGGUGUUCAAUAACAUAAUCCAAUAUCAAUUUGAUGGCAAGUUUGCCAAAUUUUAAUUAGUCAUUAUUUUUAGGUAAUGCUAAUCUUAUAUAUACAAUUAUCCGGAAGCGGCAAGUGUUCUAUCAACUGGCCAACCUCAGUUCCGAUCCAACUUCGAUCCAGCAAUCCUUAAAAGGACGUAGAGGAAAGGUUUCUGAUACAGAGAAAGAAAAGGAGAAAUCAUCUCCUCAAACACUCGAGGAGAAGCCAACUCUUCAAUCGACACUUGCAGCUACUCCUGAGAUCAGUGUAAUGACAGAUAAAGGAGUUGGAAUAGAUGCCGAAAAGGAGAAGACCGAAGAAGAAUGGCGUCCAACUUCUGAGUGGGUGGAAGGGUGGAAGAGUAAACUUCCACUGCAAACAAUUAUGAGAGUAUUGCAAGUGCUGGUCCCUCAAGUUGAGAAGAUCUGUAUUGACAAGUAAGAUGACUGUUAUUUAAGAAUUAUUAUGAUUUAGAGGGUUGACUGAUGAAAGUGAAAUCAUCAAAUUCCUCCAACAUGGAACACUUGUGGGCCUUCUUCCAGUUCCUCACCCCAUUUUGAUUAGAAAGUACCAGAGUAAUUCCGGCACGAAUCAUUGGUUCCGGACUUAUAUGUGGGGAAUAAUUUACUUAAGGUAAGUUUAACCACUAUGGAAAAUUAAUGUUUUUAGAAAUGUCGACCCUCCAAUUUGGUAUGACACUUCCGUCAAUCUCUUUGAAAUCCAAAAAGUUAACUAG